UCUCCGAGGCCGGGGCCUGCUGAUAGGAAGCGACCCUUCCAGUCCCAGCGGGGACGGUGUUGCCUCAAGAUAUUUCUCCUUGGAGCGGAUUCCCACCCCCUUCCCCCUGGUUUCCAAAGCUCUGCUUCCCUCGGCACCAGACACCUCCUUGCCACCCACCUGCUCGAAGGGGCAGAGAGACCCCUUGCCUUGCAGAUCAGACCGGGGACUGAUGCUUAAGGGCAGGACCCGCCGAGCUCUCCCGGCCCCGCAGCACGGGCACUGUGACCAAUGCUUCGACCGGCGAUGCCCCGGGCCCGCCCUGCCUGCCGACUCCUGCCCUCUGACCCCCUGCCGCCUCCUCUGCGGGGCCGUCUUUCACGCCUGCAAGGGGGAGGAACAUCAGCUGCUGUGCCCGCUGGAGCCGGUGCCCUGCCUCAAUUCCGCCUACGGCUGCCCGGCCUCCAUGGCCCGCCAAAAGCUUGCCGGCCACCUCCAGGCCUGCCCGGCCAGCGUGGUCUCCUGCUCCAUGGAGUGGAACCGCUGGCCCAGCGUGGACUCGGACGCGGCCUUGCAUGAGAACAUCAUGAAGGAGCCUUCCGGGGAGGAGUGUCUGGACGCGGCCCUGGCCCUCCGGGACCAACGGAUCCUCUUCGGCUCCCUGAAGAUGCUGGAACUCUUUCCAGAAGCCCGGGACGCCGGGGCGGAUGGGGAGGCUGAGAGGGAUGAGGAACGGGAGGAGGAAUGGGACGAGGAGGGGUGGGAGGAAGAGGAGGAGAAGCAGGUGGUGGAGCGGGAUGGAGGCCGGGCCGACUCUGGAAGGGCAGCGGAGGAGCCGAGGGGGGACCCCGGGCCCGAUGGGGCGGGGCUGAGCCAGCAGGAGCGGGAGGCCCUGGCCUCGGGCCGGGAGGGGAUGGAUCUGGAAAGCUACAGCCGGUGGGAGCACAUAUUCAGGAAAGAGCAGGCGGCCUCGGGGGCUGAGGCGAGAGCCGCCCAGCCCCGGGGAAGUGGGGAGCCCUCGAGGAGCCCAGUGGCGGCCGAGGAGGUCCCUGGCCGGGGCGCAGAGGUGACCGGGCUGGCCCCAUGGCAGGAUGGCGUGCUGGAGCGGCUGAAGAUGGCGAUGGAUGCCCGGGACUACAACAUGUACCUGGUCCACAAUGGCCGCAUGCUCAUCCACUUUGGGCAGAUCCCCGCCUGCACUCCCCGGGAGAAGGACUUCGUCUACGGGAACCUUGAGGCCCAGGAGGUCAAGACGGUCCACACCUUCAAGGUGCCGGUCAGCUACUGCGGGAAGCGGGCCCGGCUGGGCGACGCCCUGGGGGGCGGGCAGCCCAGCGAGCACAAGGCGGUGGACACGUCUGACCUCGGGGUGGCCGUGGGCGAGCUGUCCCGGGCGGAUGCCGUGCGGACGGCUCUGCAGUGCGCCCUGGAGCGGGAGCUGCGGGGCCACCCCAUCUCGGAGAGCAGGUCCGUGGACGGGCUGUACGUGGACCUGGCCACCCAGACCUACGACUUCGAGGCCGGGCCCUUCGCCGCUGGCACCGUCCUGGCAGACCUGGCCCCGGCCGGCCAGCCCAGCCUGCACGUGGCCCUUCAGAGCGAGGGUGUGACCCACAGGCACAACAAGAGCAGCUCGGCUUUCACGUUCACCUGCGGCCAGGUCUUCCGGCGGGACGAGUUCGCCGCCCACUUCCGAAACGUCCACGCCGACCUCCAGGCCGGCCUCUACGGCUGGUUCCAGCGCCGCUGUCCCCUGGCCUACCGGGGCUGCACUUUCGUGCAGAGUCGCCUCGGCCCGCCGGGGCUGGGGGCCAGGGUCAUCUACCGGCAGGACCUCUCGGCCUUUGCCAUCCGGCCCGAGGUGGCCCCCGAGCUCGGAGCCGGGCGGGGCGGCCCCCGGGGCCCCGGCCGGAUGGACCGGGCCUCUCUGAGCGGUCUGCCCCUGGAGCUGCUGCAGCACAUAGCCAGCUACUUGGACAGCGUCAGCCUGUCCCAGCUGGCCCAGGUGUCCAUGCUCCUGCAGGAUGUCUGCUCCUCGCUGCUCCAGGAGCGGGGCAUGGUCCUCCUGCAGUGGGAGAAGCGGAGGUGUUCCCGUGGCCGCCGCAGCACCUGGAGAGCUCACAAAAAGGUCUGGCAGUUCAGCAGCCUCUUCUCCCGCGUCCACACGUGGCACUUCCACGAGGUGGCUGCCUCUAUGGCCGAACACCUGAAGAGCUGCCCGUUCAACAUCGUGGAGCGCAAGGUGGAACCCUUCCCCCUGACCAGCCUGUGCGGGACCCGCGGACCGACCCGGCCCAGCGUGGCUUCCGCCUGUGGGCCCGGAUCCUAAAGGAGCACGAGUCUCUGGCCUCGCACCCCGUCCCCCGCCCCCUGCUCUCCCCUCUCCGCUUCCAGGUCCCCUGAUGGAGGGGCCGAAUUGGGUCGGUACCAGUCUGGGUGGGGGCUCUGGAGCAUCUGGAACCGUGAGUGUCCCCUCCGCUGAUGGGAGUCAGGGCCCCUUCCCUCACUGGCUUCUGGGCAGCUGUUUACCCC
Molecule: messenger RNA, 2511 nt
Organism: Tachyglossus aculeatus (Australian echidna)
Lineage: Eukaryota; Metazoa; Chordata; Mammalia; Monotremata; Tachyglossidae
Gene: FBXO40
Product: F-box protein 40
Exons: 4
Coding region: 212-2308 (698 amino acids)
Cellular component (GO): cytoplasm
Molecular function (GO): ubiquitin protein ligase activity; protein binding; zinc ion binding
Source: RefSeq, a predicted model, not a curated record